UCGUGAGUGGUUAACCCAGCUCUACUACAUAUUAUUUACAGACCGCAUUAUUUUGUUUUCUUUUAACGUUAACAUUUCAUUUGAAUAUUGUUUUAGUUUUUAGCAAUCCGGCAAGCAAAUAAAAAUUCUCAUCUCAAAAUCAUCGCCUGCAUAUCACAAUAUAUACCUAUAUAUUCGGCAGAUCCUACAUAAAUCGAAAAUGUUGAAGCUACGUAACUUAUUGGCCGUCGGAAAAAGCAACAACAACAACGCUGUCCGGUGUCUUUCCACAACUGCAACCUGCAACGAUUCAGAAUCAUGGUUUUCAAAACUACUCGUUCGAAAAAUAGAGCCAACGAAGGAAUCGCACAGUCGAAUGCUAAGCGACAAGGAAAUUAUUUAUGCCUUACACACGCACAACGUUAGGCCCGAUUCGAUGGGAAACUAUUUGAACAACUACAAAAACACUGUUGGUUUGAUAAACGAUAAGAAGGCCAAUCUUUCUUGCGAUUUGGUGGCAUCAUGGACCGUUCAGGUGGGCGAUAUGGAUCAAUGCUUGCACCUUUGGAAGUACACCGGAGGUUUUGAGAAGAUUGACCAGGCAAAGGAAGAUCUUUGGAACGAUCCGGAGUACCUCAGCUUGAUGCAAGAGCGUUCGAAGUUCUUGCGAUCCCGUCAUCUUCAAUAUCUGUUGGCCUUCAGCUAUUGGCCGCAGAUUGCCAGUCGUACCGGCAAAAACAUUUAUGAAAUGCGCUCAUACCGACUGACCCCAGGCACCAUGAUUGAGUGGGGAAAUAACUGGGCCCGUGCCAUUAACUAUCGCAAACAUAACAACGAAGCCUUCGCCGGAUUCUUCUCCCAGAUCGGUAGACUGUACAAUGUUCAUCACAUUUGGUGUUACAAAUCUCUUCAGGACCGUAAAGAGACCAGGGAAGCAGCUUGGCGAUCCCCCGGAUGGGAUGAGUGUGUGGCCUACACGGUACCAUUAAUUCGCGACAUGCACUGCCGCGUUCUUGCUCCAACUGAGUUCUCACCUUCACAAUGAUUACCUGGCGGGCUAUAUUUCUUCGCAGUCUGAUGAAAAUUUGAAGCUUACCAACGCUUAAACACAUUUGCUGUGAAUUGUUGAGAACGUAACUUCGCCUCUUUUCCUGUUGAAUAGUUAUUGUAAAUAAUGCCAGCUAUCUAUGCAAUCAUUUUAAUUUUUUUUUUUAGUAUAAUUAAGGUCAAAGUGGAAAUUGUUCUCCAAAUUUUUACAAGCCUCUAUGUGUGUAUCACUUACGACGACCUUUGAAUUUAACAAAACCAAUUUUGUUUUUAUAAAAUAAAGCAAUUAUGAAACUGUUAA
Molecule: messenger RNA, 1327 nt
Organism: Drosophila ficusphila
Lineage: Eukaryota; Metazoa; Arthropoda; Insecta; Diptera; Drosophilidae
Gene: Nipsnap
Product: protein NipSnap
Exons: 6
Coding region: 200-1024 (274 amino acids)
Cellular component (GO): mitochondrion
Source: RefSeq, a predicted model, not a curated record